This is a messenger RNA of Aspergillus sclerotioniger CBS 115572, 3281 nucleotides long. RefSeq lists its product as uncharacterized. NCBI's taxonomy places the organism in Eukaryota, Fungi, Ascomycota, Eurotiomycetes, Eurotiales, Aspergillaceae. The record is from RefSeq and is a predicted model, not a curated record. The transcript has 2 exons. The coding region runs from base 230 to 3241 and encodes 1003 amino acids.
CGCCGCCUCCCUGGUGGUAUCACCUUAUCAGUGGACUGAUCGCUGCUGGACCCCAUAUACCUAGACCCCUUUCUCUCUCCUCUCCGCUCAUCUGCCCCCUAUCAUUAUCGCCUAUUGUUAUCUGAGACCGCAAUGAAUGGGAAUACCAAGCCAGCGUUGCAGCUUACCUGCUGGACAGAUUGAUUAGACUUGGACAGAAAUACUACACCCCGUCGCCUGCAAAGCCAGAAUGUCGUUUUUCUUCGGUCGUCGUCAUUCCAUCUCAUCCGCAGCCCCGGCCCAGGCCGACAGCCUUCCGCGGAGUGAGAGAGGCAGAAGAGCUUCGGUGCCAAAUCUUGCCGAUCACAAUUCGGGUACCCACCCGAAAGGCAUGAUCCAUGAUAUCUUCCGGAAGCAUCGGGGGGACUCAGGAACAGGUUCAUCGGGAGCUGUACAAACCACUAAGACGGAUGAGCAUGCAGAUUCCCACCAUCGUCACGAUAGCGGCGUGCAUGACUCGCCGGGCGAACAUCAUCCUGGUAAGGUCAAUACGCCGCAUAGGUUGCACCAUAAUCCGUGCCCGUCGCCCCAGAGCCAGCUCACCAAAAAGGAUGUCGAGACGAUAUUCUCGGGGGCUCCAUACUUUCUGCUAGAAAAGGGAAAGCACGGGCUCUGGUACCCACAGAUAAUCUUUCCUUUCGACGAUCACGAUCCUACAAUUCAGAAUCUCUGGGACAGGCGGCCACUUCCCCAUGCCUCAUACACACUGUGCACCCUCCACGCACAUCUGCCAGUGCCGGACGAUUGGGUGAUUGAGAGGGAGACACCGGUUCAUCUCGGAGGUUGGAAACGAACCGAAGCUCCAAAGCGGGCGACAUUCGACGUCGGUGUUCUCGAAGUGCCCAACAUGCUUUCGGUAAACGGAAAAGACCCCGGGACCAUCGGGUUCCGCCAUUUCCUUGAACUCCCGGUUGCCGAUUCAGCCCUUUACAUUAGCCCCGAAAGACCACGGCCGUGCGCCGAGCUCCUUCAUCUAUCAUCUCUGCCGGCAACAGAGGCAUAUGAGCUGAUGGGACAUUUUAAUGAUUCGUAUGCGCAGUGCUCAGAUGGUACCAUUCACGAUCGGAAAAAGCUGCUCUGCGAAGGUCCUGUUGCCUGGAAAAGGAUCGGCGUUCGCGAUGUUAACCUCCAAGCCUUAGUCGAGCGUCUGCAGGCAUUGAAGAGCCUUCGCUACGAAAUACUCCACGGGGAUGUGCCCAAGACGCUCCUUGAUAUGGAAUCGACACGCGAGUUGUAUAGUGGCCUGUUCAAUCGAUUUCUGUAUCCACCUGUUCGGUUUCUGCUUCCGGAUGCUGGUGACCCUCACAGUCUAAAGGCUCAGAUCAGAGCUUUGACAGUAGUGCUAGCCACUCCAGGAGCGUGGCUUGACUUCAGUCUGAUCGACUGGCGCUUGCAUAUUGGACAAGUCCUGUUUGAGAAUGCUCCACACGGGGACGGGGAUUCGCUCGACCCUUCCAAGUCUGAUAAGCCCUGGGUUCAUGCUGGUAUCGAGCGCAAGUGGUUCCUCGUCCAGAUGCUGCUCGCUGCAGAGCUGCUUCUGCGUCUAGAUGCCACCGUUCGAGUGGGAAUGCUACAGAAUUCUCGGGAGCUAGAUAUCUCAGUGCAUGACGUGUACGACUUCGACCGGCUACGAAACGGAAAGCUGAACUGGGAUCUGGUAGUAGUACGUCGUUUUUUGGAUAGUUUCAACUUCACCUACAACUCGGUUGAUCCUGGUGUCUCAUCUCCGACUGAAUGCCCUUCACAUAAGUCAGUUGACAGGCAUCAUCAUCGUUCAUUCUUUGAAACCUUAACCCACCGGUCAUCAACGUCGACAAAUCAUGGCGAGUUAGCCUGGAGAUGUCAUCUUGUUCCUAGCCAUGUUGACCAGCAGCUCAACGGACUGUUUGUCUUUGCUGAGAACCUCGGCUGGCCACGGCUCGCCGAACUCAAGAGUGCACUGCGAUCCAAGCUGGAGGGGCAGGGAUCUGACCAGAGGAUCAAAGACGCAUACACGGUCCCUCUGAGAAAUUUCCUGCCAGAAGGGUAUUCGGCAUCGGGUUUGAAAAAAGAAAUGUAUAGCCGAUGUCCGUCUCGCCGGUUACUCCUACUUCAUUCCUCUGAUGAUACAUAUCCCCUAGACAUUGGUGGCUGGAUCACGCGUAGCUGGCUCGCGGGCUUGGUUAUCCCCGGCGAGUCUAUCAGUCACCUUCUCAUGGGGACGAUCUUGGAGAAUGAUACUGACGCGAUGGUUACCCUUGGACCGGUCGCUAAUCUUUACGGUGGAUUCGCCUACAAUGGAAAGACCUGGUGGAGCAAGAAAUGCGUUGUUGGUCGAGUUUUAGCAGGCCAGGGGGGUACGAAGGUUUGCUUGGCCUGGCUAGCAAGUUGCAUAAUCCCAAAAGACUCGCAAAACGGGCAACCGUUGGACAACACGUGGUUUGAGGUGGAGGUGAAGGAGCCACCUCGGAAAUCAGGCAAGCCACGCAUCAAGCAUGGGAACAAACUCUCGUUCGACUCGACGCCACUGGGACUAGGGGAGCUAACGAGCGGGACCUUCUUACUGCCAGUGGAUGGGCCAUGCAAUAACUGGUCAAAAGCGAAGAUCGACUUCCAGGACCUCACCUUCUCAGUCGACCCGAAGCGGGCGCAGUCCGGAAGUAACCGCCUGGCAGUAGCCCAAGAAGCAUGGGCCAAUUUCACCCUCUCCAACACUUCGAGGGGUCCUAUUCCAGUCUCUUUCCCAUUAACGUAUAACGUGCGAUUCGUUUCAUCCCACGAAUGCCGCCCGCCAGGUGGAUCGGUUAACUACCACAAUCGUACGGGUGCCAACGAGAGCGACUUAUCGUCAUCAUCGUCCAGCCAUGCCUCCCAUAGACACCAUCGGCUGCCUGGUCACCCGUUGCACCGGUCGUACGGGUUCAAGUGGGUUUCACUUGACACUUUGACGGAGAGCACAUCGUCCUCCGAGGACAAUGGCAACGGGCUUGCGAAGGAAGAAAUCCUCAUUCUAGAUGCGCGGGGUUCCCACAAUAAAGAAACCUUUGCGCGAGCGUGGUGUGCGUCUGUGGGGCAUCAUGCCAUCAUUGGGAAGGCUGGCCGGACCUGCGUGGCGUGCUGCAUUCGGGAAGCCCGGGCAUUGCAGGUGAACAUUGUCAUCCGGAUCGGGGACGGUCUUCUGACGCCCGCCUCGUCGAUUCAGGUGUUGUAUGGUGGGGAAUAGUCUAGAUUCAAGAUUGCAGGAUAGAAGGGGGCGGGUUGUU